This is a messenger RNA of Botrytis porri, 1695 nucleotides long. RefSeq lists its product as uncharacterized. Gene Ontology annotation, molecular function: flavin adenine dinucleotide binding; oxidoreductase activity. The record is from RefSeq and is a predicted model, not a curated record. NCBI's taxonomy places the organism in Eukaryota, Fungi, Ascomycota, Leotiomycetes, Helotiales, Sclerotiniaceae. The transcript has 4 exons. Bases 1 to 1695 code for a protein of 564 amino acids.
AUGAAGUCUUCACUCUUUUACAAGCAUGUUUCUUUUAACGCUGGCCUGGUUGCUGCCACAAAUGCUCGCAGACAAGAGAAUGGCACUUCUUCAAUAGCACUCUUUGAUUUUGAGACCAUCCAGCUGAAAACUUCAGAUCUCGCACACCUCAAUGCUUCCUUGCAAGCGCUUUUUGCAUUUGGGAAUGCUUCUUCGGUAGAUGCAUCAAGCAUUGCUUCUUCAAGAUCGGCUUGUAAAGUGUUUCCUGGAGAUGCGGAAUUGCCUGCGGAUGAUGUUUGGGAUGCCCUAGUUGGCGGUAGCGCAGAUAAAUGUGCCUCUGUCACAGAUAGUUGGACUAACUCUACUAUGCACGAAGAGGAUCCCACAUCCAUGAUGUCUCCAAUAUAUAAAGGUUUAACGUGCAUGCCUACGACCGACCCAACAGCAACCUGCACACUUGGCGCUUACCCCGCUUACCCCGCUUACCCCGCUUACGCAGUCAAUGCCACAAAUGUCGCACAAAUACAACUUGCCGUCAAUUUUGCAAGAAAUACUGGCAUCAGAAUCGUGAUCAAGAAUACAGGACAUGGUGUUGCAGGUGCUUUGAGUGUUUGGACACAUUGGUUGCAAGACAUUAGAUAUAAGGGUGCUGAAUUUACCGAUGCGGAUUUCCCUUACACUGGACCCGCCUUCACAUCUGGAAGUGGUGUUGUUGGUGUAGAUAUCAUGAAAGUAGCUAGCGAGCAGGGAAUGAUUGUUGUUGGCGGCGAAGCAAGAGAUGUCGGAGUUCUGGGAGGUCACAAUCAAGGUAGAGGACAUGGUCCCAUGACUUCAGUCUAUGAUCUUGCUGCAGAUCAGGUCAUCUCUGCUCCUUUACGUGGAGGUGGUCCCGCAACAUGGGGUGUGGCGACAUUUCUCAUAAUCAAAGCUUACCCAACAACUCCCGUCGCAGUUGUAACUUUUACAUUCGCCUCUGGUGGAACCGUUACUGAUGAUGCUUUCUGGCUCGGUGUGCGUGCUUAUUGGGAGAGCUUUACCACCUUCAAUAAAGCCGGGAUCUACAGCUACUUCUUCGUUUCUCUCCCUUCAGCUUUUGGAGUGGAUUAUUUCAUCAUGUCUCCAUUCUGGGCUCCAAAUCACACCCAAGCCGAUACUGGAGCUUUGUUGGCACCUUGGUUCGGAAAACUCACUGCACUCGGCAUAGGCUUUACACCAGUAUACAAUACCUAUGAUACACUAUACGAAGGAUGGGAUGCAUCUUUUGCUCAAGAAACUGUUGGUUCUGAUGACGCUAUUUUUGGUUCCCGGCUCUUUCUACAGGAAUAUCUCGAGGAUGAAGCAAAAUUUAACGCAAUAUUCGAUGCUUGGUCAAGCUCAUCGGGAAUUAAUGCUUCAUUACUCGUAGGUUUCAAUAUCAAUGCACCAAAUGUCGCAGGGGUUGAGAAUGCUGUUUUGCCCGCUUGGAGGAAGACUACUCUUCACACUUUGCAAGCUGUUACCCCGGGCACUGGAGCAUAUCUUGGAGAGUGUGAUAUUGAAGAGGUAGAUUGGCAACACAACUUCUAUGGUGUGAAUUACGAUAAAUUGUUGAGCAUUAAGGAUGCGACUGAUCCAUGGUCAUUCUUCUGGACCAAGACGGAAGCUGGAAGUGAAGUUGCUAGUGUGGUUAGUAACGAUGCUAUUCCAGAUGAGAACGGAAGAUUAUGUUGGAAUUAG